UCACAAAAAAUUUUACUCGCGCACGGGGUGUCAAAUCUUGUGGUUGCCGGCUCAUUUUCAAAGAAACUAGAAUAUAUUCGCAGAAUACAGUAAAGGUAAGUAUUGCCCAGGUUAAGUAUAUCCUAAUUUAUAAUUAGAUGAGACUGAGAGAUGAUUAUUUCUGUUCCUAAUUUUUUCUGACUGGUCGAUCGCAAGUCACCACCAUGUGCUUCCUAACUCUUUAACAAAACCACCUCUUGAGCCCUACAUUAUAAGUAGUAUAGUAUCUUCUCCAAACUACAACAUCUAGGAGAAAAUCGAUAAUCCUGCUCUUCUCUCAUUCUCGUUUUUUCUCAUCUCCAAUCAAGUUUGAGGUUAGGUUCACCCACGGCUCUAGAAACCGAAAGAAUCGAAUCAUCCUUGCAUUAAUCAACUUCUUACGAAACGUCAAUUGGAGUUUAAAAUAUUCUUGUUCAACGGUACUCAGUUUUUUUACACAUUUCCCGCAAGCUUAUUCACAAAAAUUGUAUUUCAGAUGUACAGGGUACCAAGCACUGUGAGAACCCUUGCCCUGCGUAAGUUGCAGCAAACAUACCAGGUGCAACGUUGGUAUGCCAAAGAUGUCAGAUUCGGGUCUGAAGUUAGGGCUCUUAUGCUCCAGGGAGUGGACAUAUUAGCAGAUGCUGUAGCUGUUACAAUGGGGCCAAAGGUUAGCUGUGAUAAUUUUUCAGAUAAACUAUCAACUAUGUCCAAUCUAUUAAAGUUACUGUGUGCACUAUUGCAUUGGUCUAUUGUAUCUAGGUUGUUUUAAAAAGUCUGUUGUUUAAAUUAUGAGAUAUUUUAGCAGUAACAGUAUUUCUAGAUAUGUAUAAAGUAUCACUGGGAGUAUUAUUUAUAAAUAUAUAUAUAUAUAAAAUCGUUUAAAACAAUGGCAGUUUAAGCCACUGACAUUGUUUUCAGCUUUUGAUUAUGAAGGUUCACAAUGUGAAUAAAAUAUUAUUUUUAAGAUACAGUUCACAGGGUAUUCAGGUUACAGAAAAAGGUCAUUUUCAACAAUUCUUUUUCAAUAGUAGACUAAAUUAUGUUAGCUCCCACCUAGGACCUUUAAAGCAAAUCAGCUAGGGGACAACUUACAGAUUUCUUAAUAAUUCCAGUUCUCAUAAAGUCAUAAAUCAUACUUUUCAUGUAAAUAUAGAUACUUGAUCUGAAUAUAAAUGUAAUAAAAUUGCUUAAAUCAAAGACUAAUCUUUACCCACCUGUCUCAUAUCAAAUCUUUGAUCUCUAUAUAAAUUUCUUACUCAUAUUUUAACAUAUCAAAAUACUGAAAAAACAGAGCAUAUGAUUCUCAAACAAUGUCUGUAAUUCAAAAAUAUGUGUGGUUGCAAUGGUCUCCUGGCCUAUUGGUUUAGGAAAAAGAAGUACUUUUCCUGAUUUUUGUUUACUCUCUCUGAACAUUUUUUAAUAUUUAGCUUUAAAUUUGUUUGUACAGUGGUCAGUGACUUGUUGGUGACAGUGUCUGGUACUGGCCAUGUCAGCCAAAUCAAAAGAAUUUGUGUGGCAGCACACUGGACACAAUCACUAACAGGUUGGUGAUAGCUGUGUGAAUAGAGAUUGUAAGCAUACAAUUAAUAUUUAAGACUGAUUUAGAGGUACUUAAUUAUUUAAUUACUCUUACACAAGAAAUUUAAACUGAUGUGAUUGAAGAAUUUUUAUCAAAAUAAUUACUAUAUUUUAGGGACGUAAUGUCAUUAUUGAGCAAUCAUGGGGCUCCCCCAAAAUUACAAAAGAUGGUGUAACAGUAGCAAAAGGUGUGGAAUUGAAAGACAAGUUCCAAAACAUUGGUGCUAAGUUGGUCCAGGAUGUGGCUAACAACACAAAUGAAGAGGCAGGAGAUGGAACCACCACAGCAACAGUUUUGGCACGCUCAAUUGCCAAAGAAGGUUUUGACAAUUUGGGUAAGGGUGCAAACCCGGUUGAAAUCCGCAAAGGUAUCAUGCUAGCAGUGGACAAGAUCACUGAAACUCUGAAGACCCUUUCCAAGCCUGUCACCACACCAGAGGAGAUUUGUCAAGUGGCCACCAUUUCUGCCAAUGGAGACAGCUCGGUUGGCAAUCUGAUUGCCGAUGCCAUGAAGAGAGUUGGAAAGGAAGGUGUCAUCACUGUCAAGGAUGGCAAGACACUCAAUGAUGAGCUGGAGAUCAUUGAGGGAAUGAAGUUUGAUAGAGGAUACAUUUCACCAUAUUUUGUCAACACCAGCAAAGGUGCUAAGGUUGAAUACCAAGAUGCUUUGGUACUGUUCAGUGAAAAGAAGAUCUCCUCAGUACAAAGUAUUGUACCUGCUCUUGAACUUGCCAAUGCUCAGAGGAAGCCACUCAUCAUCAUUGCUGAGGAUGUUGAUGGUGAAGCUCUAACAACUUUGGUUGUGAACAGACUCCGCAUCGGGUUACAAGUAGCCGCCGUGAAAGCGCCUGGUUUCGGCGACAACCGCAAGGCUACAUUGUCUGACAUGGCGAUCGCCACCGGAGGCAUUGUUUUCGGCGACGAUGCGAACAUCGUUAAGCUGGAGGACGUAAAACCGUCCGAUUUGGGCCAAGUAGGCGAGAUUGUCAUCACCAAGGACGAUACGCUGAUGCUGAAGGGCAAAGGCAAGAAGGAGGAUAUCGACAGGCGCGCCGAUCACAUCAGGGAUCAGAUCGAGAACACUACGAGCGAGUACGAGAAGGAGAAAUUGCAGGAACGUCUGGCUCGCCUGGCAUCCGGCGUGGCCGUCCUGAAAGUAGGCGGCAGCAGCGAAGUGGAAGUGAACGAGAAGAAAGACCGCGUCACCGACGCUCUGAACGCCACCCGCGCAGCAGUCGAAGAGGGCAUCGUGCCUGGCGGCGGCACCGCUUUGUUGCGCUGCUCCAAGAGCCUGGACACCAUCAAGCCCGCCAACAAUGACCAGCACAUCGGCAUCGAGAUCGUCAAGAGGUCGUUGAAGGUGCCGUGUAUGACGAUUGCGCGCAAUGCUGGCGUAGAUGGCGCUGCGGUCGUUGCCAAGGUCGAGCAGCAGGAUGGCGAUUACGGGUACGACGCGCUCAACGGAGAGUAUGUCAAUAUGUACGAGAGGGGCAUCAUCGAUCCUACCAAGGUGGUGAGGACAGCGAUCGUAGACGCAUCUGGCGUAGCAUCUCUGCUGACGACAGCUGAAGCAGUCAUCACAGAAAUCCCGAAGGAAGAGCCCCCAAUCCCGGCAGGCAUGGGUGGCGGCAUGGGGGGAAUGGGUGGUAUGGGAGGCAUGAUGUAAUCACUGCCCCAGCCCUUUUCGAAUAGAUUAAUUCCCCAGUGCGUUUGCCCAAAGACACUUUCAUCCGGAAGCCAAAAUGUUCCGUUAUAGUAUUGGCUGCUCUCCCUUUUUUAUAUACUUUAUACAGCGCCCGUGAUAGGCCGGAAAUAUUCGUGUAUAAUUUCUCUUAUUUGUAGCACACGAAUCUUUGUGAAUGUAUGUGAAAUUGAGUGUUUCUGUGAACAUGAUCAAAAGCGGUUUCUGCACAGGCUGUGUAGUUAAAAUCAACUGUUAAGUUCGCCCAGGAAUCUGCUAGGAACCGGUUUUGACCAUCGUACUGAUCUGCAUUUAACUGUUUGGUUCAGAACUGAUGUAGUUUUAUAAUGAUUCUGUAAAGGUAUAUUGUUAUAAAUAUAUUGUUUAUUCUUUUUUA
This is a messenger RNA of Acanthoscelides obtectus, 3677 nucleotides long. Lineage: Eukaryota; Metazoa; Arthropoda; Insecta; Coleoptera; Chrysomelidae. The record is from the annotation of a GenBank genome assembly.